This is a messenger RNA of Colius striatus (speckled mousebird), 3016 nucleotides long. RefSeq names its product oxysterol binding protein (gene OSBP). The record is from RefSeq and is a predicted model, not a curated record. NCBI's taxonomy places the organism in Eukaryota, Metazoa, Chordata, Aves, Coliiformes, Coliidae. Gene Ontology annotation, molecular function: sterol binding. Gene Ontology annotation, cellular component: cytosol; intracellular membrane-bounded organelle; membrane.
GGCGGGCGGCGGCGGCGGUUCCGGGGCGGGCGGCACCGGCUCCGGCUCGGCGCGCGAGGGCUGGCUCUUCAAAUGGACUAAUUACAUCAAGGGCUACCAGCGCCGCUGGUUCGUGCUCAGCAACGGGCUCCUCAGCUACUACCGGUCCAAGGCAGAGAUGCGUCACACCUGCCGUGGCACCAUCAACCUGGCCACAGCCAACAUCACUGUGGAGGAUUCCUGCAACUUCAUCAUCUCCAACGGUGGGGCUCAGACCUACCACCUGAAAGCCAGCUCGGAGGUGGAAAGGCAGCGCUGGGUCACAGCCCUGGAGCUGGCCAAGGCCAAAGCUGUCAAGAUGCUGGAGGAGUCAGAUGACUCUGGCGACGAGUCGGUGUCUCAGACGGACAAGACGGAGCUGCAGAGCACCCUACGCACCCUGUCCAGCAAGGUGGAGGAUCUGAGCACCUGCAAUGACCUGAUAGCCAAGCAUGGCACAGCCCUGCAGCGCUCCCUCAGCGAGCUGGAGGCACUGAGGCUGCCAGCUGACAGCCAGGAGAAGAUCAAGCAGGUGAAUGAGAGAGCGACGCUGUUCCGCAUCACCUCCAACGCCAUGAUCAACGCCUGCAGGGAUUUCCUGCUGCUGGCCCAGACCCACAGCAAGAAGUGGCAGAAGUCGCUGCAGCACGAGCGGGACCAGCGCAUCCGGCUGGAGGAGACGCUGGAGCAGUUGGCCAAGCAGCACAACCACCUGGAACGGGCCUUCCGAGGGGCCACCGUGCUGCCCAGCGGCCCUGCUGGCUCUGCCAAAGAUCCCUGCUGCCCUGCCAAAGGUGACCUGAGUGACGAGGACGACGACAACGAGUUCUUUGACGCCCCAGAGAUCAUCGUCAUGCCCGAGACCAUGGGCCACAAGCGCACGGGCAGCAACAUCAGCGGCACCAGCAGCGACAUCAGCCUGGACGAGCAGUACAAGCACCAGGUAGAGGACACCAAGAAGGAGAAGAGAACCCGAAUCCCCUACAAACCCAACUACAGCCUCAACCUCUGGAGCAUCAUGAAGAACUGCAUUGGGAAGGAGUUGUCCAAGAUCCCCAUGCCUGUGAACUUCAACGAGCCCCUGUCCAUGCUGCAGCGCCUGACAGAGGACCUGGAGUACCACGAGCUGCUGGACAGGGCAGCCAAGUGUGAGAGCUCCCUGGAGCAGCUCUGCUACGUGGCUGCCUUCACUGUCUCCUCUUACUCCACCACCGUCUUUCGCACCAGCAAACCCUUCAACCCCCUCCUGGGAGAGACCUUCGAGCUGGAUCGGCUGGAGGAGAACGGCUACCGCUCCCUGUGUGAGCAGGUGAGCCACCACCCCCCAGCCGCUGCCCACCACGCCGACUCCAGGCACGGCUGGACGCUGCGCCAGGAGAUCAAGAUCACCAGCAAGUUCCGGGGCAAAUACCUCUCCAUCAUGCCCCUGGGCACCAUCCACUGCGUCUUCCACUCCUCGGGCAACCACUACACGUGGAAGAAGGUGACGACCACGGUGCACAACAUCAUCGUGGGCAAGCUGUGGAUAGACCAGUCAGGUGAGAUCGAGAUCAUCAACCACAAGACAGGAGACAAAUGCAACCUCAAGUUUGCCUACAGCUACUUCUCUCGGGAUGUGGCCAGGAAGGUCACUGGGGAGGUGACAGACCCCACAGGGAAGGUGCACUUUGUGCUGCUGGGCACGUGGGAUGAGAAGAUGGAUUGCUACAAGGUGCCAGCGGGCAGCGGGGACAACGGGGCAGAGGCGCGGCAGAGGGCACACGAGGCCGAGGACAGCAGGGUGCUGCUGUGGAAGAGGAACCCCCUCCCCAAGCACGCCGAGAACAUGUACUACUUCUCGGAGCUGGCGCUGACCCUGAACGCCCCCGAGAGCGGCCCCGCGCCCACGGACAGCCGGCGCCGGCCCGACCAGCGCCUGAUGGAGAACGGCCGCUGGGACGAGGCCAACGCCGAGAAGCAGCGGCUGGAGGAGAAGCAGCGACUGUCCCGCAAGAGACGCGAGGCCGAGGCCGCCCGCGCCACCGAGGAUGGGACCCCGUACGACCCCUACAAGCCGCUGUGGUUCGAGCGCAGGAAGGACCCGGUGACCCAGGAGCUGGCUCACGUCUACAAGGGGGGUUACUGGGAGAGCAAGGACAAGCAGGACUGGAGCUUGUGCCCGGACAUCUUCUGAGCUGGGAGGAAGGGGAGGGGACACGGAGGGAGGGGCGGGAUGCUGUAAAAGCCGGGCUGGGGGGGGGACCCGUUACCCCCUCCCCCCUCCCUUCCCAAAUCCAUCUGUCUUCCCCCUGUGCCCCACCGCCGGGGUUGCCUUAGCAGAGCCACACUUGACCUUGUGGGGGUCACCCCUCGUUUUGGGGGUGUGGGGGGGUGUCCCCUUCGCCCCCCCCCCCUCCGUCCAGCCCACACACCUUUGCUCCCUCCCCGGCGCGGGACAGACGGGGGGGGGGUGGGCUCAGGUCCCCUCCCUGGGGUGGGGGGGUCGCGGGGGGGGGGGGAGCCUGAGGCUGGCCUUGGGCUCUCCCCAUUUCCCUCCCCCUCCUCCCCAUUUUAAAUGGACCCCCCCAAAGUGUUGGGGUGCUUGGGGGGGGGGAAGAGUCACCACUCCCCCCCUUCCCAGCCUGUUCUAUAGGUGUAUAUUAUAUAGGGAGAGCCAGCAUUGACCCCCCCGGGGUGCCCCCCCUACGAGGUGCCUUCCCCCCCCCCUCCCCCCCAGAAGUAGUUUAGGGCAGGGGGAGGGCUCAGGUUUUGGGGAUGGGGGUGUCUCACACCCUCCCCCCCAAACCUCUGGGGAGCAGCAGGCCCCUGCCCCCCCCAACCACUACAGGGGCCGGGGUGGGGGGAGGGGGCUGCGGGGGGGGGUCGUUUCUUCACCCCCCAAAAUGGAAAAACUGGGGCGUCUGAUGCCUUUUUUGUUCUUUUUUUGUUGUUCUUUUGGGUUUUUUUCCCUCCUUUCCAUGACAAACCCCCGUAAAUUAAACAGCUGUGAGUGCCCCGA